AUGAAUCCUUCUAUUGGGAAUAUUGCGAAUGUGUUCAGGGAUGUCUGCGCGAUGAAUCCCGACAAUUCUGAAGCCAUCGCUGCUAUCGAUGUCCUAACCCGAGUUUUACGCACUUCCGACGUUUCCACUGUUCAAGGAUUGCAUGGUGUUUUAAAUGACGCCAUCGCAGAAAUGACCGACACGGGUCGACAUCACUUGUGCGUCAAAUCUGCAUGCGAAUUAUUUCAGCGCUUCAUCACUCUGACGAUUUCCGAGGCUCCAGAUGACUUUAUCCGAUGCAAACAAGUGCUUCAGGAAAGGGCUGACCUCUUCCUCAAAAAAGUCAGCGCCUGUAAACAACAAAUCGCCAAGAACUUCCUCAGUCUACUACCUGAUGGGGCUUGUCUGUUGAUCCAUUCAUACUCACGUGCAGUUCUCGCCGCUCUAACAGCUUAUGCCAUCAGUCGACCCGAGAGUUCCGGGAGUAGCGGCCGAUUGCAUUGUUAUGUGACCACUUGCGCUCCACAUGAGUCCGGACGAAAAAUGAUGAAAGCUUUGGCCAAACUGAAGAUCACUCUAGUGCUUAUGGGUGCGCAAGCGGUGGUUGAGAGUGGAGGAAUUCUCAACGACCUCGGUUCUUCCACGGUUGCGAUGAUCGCAUCUGCUUUCGGGAAACCGGUGUACGUUUUGGUCGAGUCUUUCAAAUUCAUUCGAGCCUUCCCAUUAGAUCAAAGACACAUUCCAGAAGAGUUCAAAUCCACUUCUGGCUUCUCACCCGCUUGUUCGCCCAUGCGGAAUUUGAAAAUGUCUAAUUCAUUGGAAUCCGUUGAUGAUGGUGAUCCGGAGGGUUCAUCUGUCGAAGAUUUCCCAGAGCUGCACACUCCAUGGGCUGAAGUUUGUCGUCACCGCACUCGUGUCAUUGAACGAACUAUUCCUAGCAUUGACUACACCUACCCAUGUUACAUUUCUCAUUUGGUAACCGAUUUGGGUGUGCUAACCCCAUCAGUUGUCAGCGACGAAUUGAUCAAGCUAUACCUCAGUAUGCAGUCUGUCGGAUCAAUUUACCCACAUUGUCAUUUACUCUGGCUUCUCUGUGUGCUCGUUCGUCUAUGCUCCUAUACUGGCCUGCAUUCGGAUGCUGAGUCUCAGUCUCUUCAUUCGCUGUUUUCAUCCUCACGUCCAACCAUGGAUGAUUCCCAUGUUCAGGACAGACAUCCCCUUCUUUUGCUUCUCAUCGACUCAUUACGAUGGGAUUUGGUCGAUCAGUAUGCGUUGCGAUUUAACAUGACGUUGCGUGGAUUCGGUCAGCUGCGCGAUUACGGUAGCUAUGUGGAACGCGUCACCCCAGUGUUCCCAGCAGAAUGUUUUCCAAACUUGCUUUCGCUGUUCACAGGUCAAUAUCCUAUUGAACACGGAGGCAUUUUUACCCAGCUGUUCGAUGAGCACGAGAAUCGUUCGUUCAAUUUCGAUUUACUUGAAGAUCGCGAGCAUCUGAUACCACAUGUGUUUCAAUAUGGUCCGCUUAAAAAUAAAGCUGUAUACAUGUACCACCUACCAAUUUGCACGAAUCUCACGGUAGGGACGAUGAACUGUGAACCAUACACGCCAGAUUACAUGACACCUGAGGGCUUGGACAUCAUUCUCUCCCGGGCGCUGACUCGUCUUAAGGAGAGAUCUUCUGACAUCGUUGUUGUCUACUACGAUAAGCUGGAUGAGCUGGGGCAUCGGCAUGGACCUCUCUCCGACGAGCUCUUUUCCCACUUGUAUAAUCUGGAUCAAGUACUGGACAAGCACUUGCAUCAGCUGCGUUCCACUGCCAAAGACACACCUAUAAACAUGAUUCUCACUUCGGAUCACGGUAUGACCGAUGUAAUUGGCGAAGAAGCCUUGGACCGAUUCAUUUUGCGUUCCCAAGUCAGCAGGGUGAUCAAUCGGGGCAGCACUGUUUCCAUCUGGCCACAUCAAGAGCACUACAAUGUGGUGUAUCAUCGUCUGACCUCUUCACAGAAGCCUCACUUCGCUGUAUACACAAACUCAACCAUUCCAGUCGAUUGGCACACCGGUGGUGUCCGAUUUCCCCCCUUAUUAUUGGUGGCCAAACCGGGAUACCUGAUUCGCUCCAUGCACUGGCCUAUAGUAUCCGGCCAUUACGCAGUGGAUAAUGGCUCACUCAAAGGUGCUCAUGGUUAUGACCACACUCACACAGACAUGCAUAUCCCUAUGUUUGCUUUUGGUCCAUCGAUACGUCCAGGUGCUGUAUACAGAUCGACCAACUUGAAUCAGCUGCACACACAUAAGCUGAUCUCUUCUCUCUCGCCUUCAACUUUUGUGGCUCGCUCGCGUUCUGUGUCUACCAUGGGCGACCGACCAAGCAUUGGUCUUUUCAUGACUCCUUCAGUACUAUUUCAAGACGUACUUUGGACGACUGUCAUGGCGGCAGCGACCGCUGCUUUAACUCUGACGAUUCUGAUCACCGGUUUACUGAUUGUGCGACGUUUGGUAUCCACGAAUUGCGCCAACUCCGUCCGAUCAGUGUCAGAUGACAAGUUGCUCGACGAGGACGAUGCCAUGGCUUGAUGCCACUGCUUUUUGUCCCGUUGCCUAGUGUUCUACAAAUUAGUGCACUGCUGCUCACUACCCAAGUGAUUCACCCACUUUCUAGUCACUAUUCUUAUUGGAUCCUGCCUCGGAAAUUUUCACCCUCCUUUGCUUUCCCUCACACUCUGUCCCCCUCGGACUACUUUUGUAGCAUUUAUCGCGUCGGUCUCGCCGCACCGAUCUUGAUGCCUCUGAUCCACCUCCCUUCUGCAUUUCGUUGUUUCUUUUUCUCAAUUCCGUCCCUCCUAUAGAUCUUCAUUUUUACGCAUGAUAUCAAUCGAUCCCGUCUAGUCUAUAGUCUCGUUGCUCACGGCUUUCUAUAUGUUUUCAAUGAUGCGUUGGUUCAUAUACUGUGUUCCACAAACUAUUCACUUGCAAGGGAUAACUUAAGUGAGCCGAGAUCGAAAAAUUUCUUAAUGCUUUAGGCUUCCGUUUUGCGAUUCGUCACUUCGAGCGCUCCGGUUUUUCGCGUUUACCGACUAUGCUUCUCUAAAGCGAAGCAUCAGUACAAAGUACUGGAUAUUGGUGGUUCUUGCAUCUUCCUACUUCGAGUCCCCGUUCGUGUAUGAAUCUUGGUCUCCCUGCGGUAUCUCAACUCACGAGCGAUCGCUUGGCAUCAAAUCAUCAUCACCGGUGUUGACGAUUUUUACUUUUUUUGCUGGACCGAUAGGUUUCUCAUGGAUUACACUGUCCACCUCCACACAUCUUUCUUGCCCACAGUGAGCAUCCGUUGGUCACACCCUUUCUAUAUCACAUGCAUGAGUUCGGGAGCCGAACCCUGUUUGCACUAUUGACUGCAUGUUUCUCCUGUGGUUCAUGUCGAUUGCUUGUCC
Dicrocoelium dendriticum is the source of this 3410-nucleotide messenger RNA. Lineage: Eukaryota; Metazoa; Platyhelminthes; Trematoda; Plagiorchiida; Dicrocoeliidae. The record is from the annotation of a GenBank genome assembly.